AUGCCUCUAAUGAUGAUCUAUCUGUACAGGGGAACAGAGGCUGAGGAUAUGAACAGGGGGCAGGGUCCCUUGUUUUUCGCAAAGAGUCCUAGUCUCUAUUCGUACUAUGCCUACACGAACGGACCCCUCGCAUCGUCUUGUCUGUCUGGUCAGUGGUCUGGUCUGGUCUGGUCUGGUCUGACUGAGUCUUUCUCUUCCUUCUCGCUCCAUCCGGUUACCUCCCAUUUCAAAGCUUCUUUUCUCUUUUUCCUUCCUCCAAACAACUCUCUCCUGCCAUCGUCAUAUCUUGUUCUUUUGGAUACCCCCUUGGCCUACCUCGAAUCCCCUUGUCACCUCGGCCAGCGCAUCUUCUUCAACAAACCAACGUUCCUCCCGCCCGCCGCCAAAGCUUCACAUCAUUGGACACAGCUCUCCAAACCCAAACUCGGUUCCCGGUUCAAGCUCAAGCUCAUCGUAGAAAAAGACACAGCAGCGCGCUGCCCCUCCACGAUUUGGGGGGAUCGACACUCUCGGGUCUUGGCAACGGCCACCACGGCGCUGCAGGGUUUUUCUGACAGGAUCUGGCGCUAUUCUGGACUUGUCUCUUCCGCAAACCAACACUUGCCGGGGUUCCCAACGCCUCCUCCGGCCCCCCCGACGGGCGCAUUUCAAGCCACCAUCGCCGUCGCUGCUGUCGCUGUCUGUGUCGCGAUCGCAGACAUUCUCCCGUAA
Colletotrichum lupini is the source of this 711-nucleotide messenger RNA. RefSeq lists its product as uncharacterized. Bases 1 to 711 code for a protein of 236 amino acids. The record is from RefSeq and is a predicted model, not a curated record. The transcript has 6 exons. Lineage: Eukaryota; Fungi; Ascomycota; Sordariomycetes; Glomerellales; Glomerellaceae.